UCUAAAUUUCUUUUCAACUUUCUUAUUUUCAAUCUCCCAAAAAGAAAAUAACAAUGCUCAGUGCUAAGAAACUCAUCAAGAUGGUUAGGAAAUGGCAGAAGUUAGCGGCUAUGCAGAGGAAGAGGAUUUCAUUUCCAAGAAAUGAUGGUGAUGCAGACAGUUUCAGUACAUCUUCAUCCUCUAUAGUUGAGAAAGGUCAUUUUGUAGUCUAUACAGCAGAUCAAGCCCGCUUCGUCGUUCCAUUGGCUUACCUCGAAAAUGAAGUCAUCAGGCAACUAUUAAGCAUGUCUGAAGAAGAGUUUGGGUUGCCAAGUGGUGGCCCUAUUACAUUACCCUGUGAUUCAGCCUUCAUGAGCUACAUCAUUUCACUUGUCAAGAAAGGCGUAGCUGCUGGAGAUCUUCACAAAGCAGUGCUCCUCUCGAUUCCUUCAUCCUGCUGUUCCAUUUCUUCUAUGCACCAAGAGAGUGGAAGCCGACAGCGUCUUGUUUAUUGAGUCAAAGACAACAUAUUUUAGUAGAUGCUAGCUCAAAAAUAGUUUUUAGAGAAUCAGACAUUGACGAGUACACAAUUGUAAAGCAGAUCAUACAAAAUUUUACUACUAAUUUAUUUGAAAAUUUACCGUAUA
Solanum lycopersicum (tomato) is the source of this 626-nucleotide messenger RNA. Its product is annotated as auxin-responsive protein SAUR68-like. Lineage: Eukaryota; Viridiplantae; Streptophyta; Magnoliopsida; Solanales; Solanaceae. Gene Ontology annotation, biological process: response to auxin. The record is from RefSeq and is a predicted model, not a curated record.